AGAAUGGAAUGGCGAGCUACGGAGCAUUUGUGAGGUUUGUGCGUUGUUGAGAUUUUUCAGAAAAAAGGGAAUGUUUGUCUGGAAGAAUAUCAGUGAAUUGGAAAAAUUGAACGUAUGUUAUGCACUGUAGCUUCACUUCUCCAAGAAAAUGAUACAUGAAGACCUCGAUUUUAAACACUGAAUUACCAGCGGCGCACAACGCUGAAGCAAUUGGAAUGUUUUGUACUGGCGAUGGGAUGUUAUCAAAUAUAUUGGUGGUUAACUUGGCAACUGGUGCAUUGUCUAUCCCUAUUCUGGUCUGUGGUUUCUGGACAAAUUCGUUAUUCGAUUCCCGAGGAGCUACAACCAGGCGCCUUUGUUGGAAAUAUUGCAGAUGAUCUGGGAAUACGUGCAAAGCAGCUCACGGCUCGCAAUUUUCGUGUUGUGUCUGGUCCCCGGAAGCAGUAUUUGGAGGUAAACUUAAACAAUGGGAAUUUGUUUGUGAAAGAAAAAAUUGACAGGGAACAGCUCUGUGGAUCAGGCCUCACUUGCACGUUGUCUUUGGAGGCGGUGAUCGAGAAUCCCUUGACUGUGUAUCACCUUGAAGUGGAGAUUCUUGAUGUAAACGACAAUGCUCCCAGUUUUCCGAACAGCCAGUUUCGCCUUAAAAUCUCCGAGCUUACCGCACCGGGAGCGCGCUUUGCCAUGGAGUACGCGCGCGAUCCGGACGUUGGAACUAAUUCCCUGCAAACGUACCAACUGGUUCCUAACGAAUAUUUCAUACUGCAUGUUGAUUCGCGAGGCGGGGACGGAAAGUUGCCAGUGUUAGUGCUGGAACGGGCCUUAGAUAGAGAAAUACAAUCGACCCAUCGGUUAGAACUAAUUGCCAAGGACGGCGGGGUUCCUCCCAAAUCAGGUACUGCUGAAAUUAUAAUUGUCGUGCAGGAUGAGAAUGACAAUGCACCCAUCUUCCCAAACUCAGUCUACACAGUUAGUCUGUUAGAAAACUCACCCAAAGGAAAGUUGGUUAUUAAACUGAAUGCUACUGAUAUAGAUGAUGGAUCCAAUGGAGAGAUAUUGUACUCGUUCAGCAGUCAUACCUCUGUCAGAGUCCGUGAGCUAUUCAGUGUGGAUUCUAAAACUGGGGAAAUCAGAGUUAAAGGGACUUUGGACUAUGAAAAAGACAACGCCUUUGAGAUUAACAUGCAAGCGCUGGACCAGGGAAUUAAUCCAAAUCCCGGGUACUGCCACAUUUUAGUUAACAUUAUUGACGUGAAUGAUAACGCACCUGACGUGACUCUAACCUCGUUGUUCAGUCCCAUUAGGGAAGACUCCAAACCCGGGACUGCGGUUGCUCUGAUCAGUGUAUCCGACAAAGAUUCAGGAGAGAAUGGACGGGUAAACUGUGAAAUAGCAAAUAGCCUUUCAUUCAGAUUAGAUUCAUCAUUAAACAACUAUUACAGGUUGCUGAGUCAUCAGCUGCUAGAUCGAGAAAAUGUUUCGACGUAUGACAUUAGUAUUCGUUGCAGUGAUUCAGGAUCUCCUCCUCUGACAUCCAGGAAAACAAUUCGCGUGGAAAUCUCGGAUACAAACGACAAUGCGCCACGCUUUACGCAGACUUUGUAUACAGCCCAGGUGAUGGAGAACAACGCUAUUGGGUCUUCAAUCUUCGCAGUAACAGCUCUUGAUCCAGAUUUGAACCAAAAUGCCCGAUUAAUCUACUCUAUCCUCGACAGCCAGGUUCAGAACGAGCCGGUGUACACUUAUUUGAGUAUCAAUUCCAAAAAUGGGGUGAUUUAUUCUCAGAGAACUUUUGAUUACGAGCAACUGAGAAACUUUCAGGUCCAAAUCCAGGCACGGGACUCCGGAGAGCCACCACUCACAAGCAACACUUCCGUGGAUAUAAUUAUUCUGGACCAGAAUGACCACGCCCCAGUGAUCAUUCACCCUUCCAUGGAGUACGGUUCAACAGCAUUGGAGACAGUGUCAAAGUUCGCAGAGCCAGGCUACCUGAUCACUAAGGUAACAGCAACGGAUGCUGACUCAGGCCAGAAUGCUCGACUGAAUUAUCAGAUUCUUCAGUCUACUGAUUCUGGACUUUUCACUAUCUCACCUGAUACAGGAGAAAUUUGGGUAGUCCGUGGCUUCACGGGCAGAGAUGCAAAGAAACAAACGAUAGUCGUGACCGUCAGCGACAACGGAACACCAAUGCUCUCUGCCACAAUGACUCUUAUCUUGUCACUGGUGGAGGGCGAUGCAGAAAUGCUCUCUGAUAUGAGUAAUUUAUCUGCCGAUUCUGGUUUGUCUAAACACACUAGUUUUUACAUAGUUAUAUUUUUAGGGAGUAUUUCGGCCAUUUUCCUACUUGUUUUAAUUGCUCUUGCAAUUGCAGUCCAUAAAACCAGAAAUGGGCGCGGUGGCCCUCACUGUGCCCUGGAUUUGUGUUGCUGCUUCCGAGCAAGGAACUCGUUGAAUGGGAUUCAAAAAGCCAGCAGAAAUAUUCAAAUACCUCCGAACUACAUUGAAGUGUUUGGGGGAGAUCCACUAUCUCAGAGUUUCCGGUAUGGAACAUGCACGACUUCAGAUUUGACCAAAGGAAAGUUCUUGUACUUCAACCAGUGUAGCUCAUCCACCGGCAAGAAUAGUAUCGGCAAUGAAACAAUUUGGGAUCAAGAAAAACCACAAGCAUCAAUUUCUAAUUGUAGGAACAUUAGUGAGGUGAGCCAGUGGUAA
Messenger RNA from Stegostoma tigrinum, 2712 nucleotides. Its product is annotated as protocadherin-10-like. Gene Ontology annotation, molecular function: calcium ion binding. Gene Ontology annotation, biological process: homophilic cell-cell adhesion. The record is from RefSeq and is a predicted model, not a curated record. NCBI's taxonomy places the organism in Eukaryota, Metazoa, Chordata, Chondrichthyes, Orectolobiformes, Stegostomatidae. Bases 232 to 2712 code for a protein of 826 amino acids. Gene Ontology annotation, cellular component: plasma membrane. The transcript has a single exon.